GUCGAUAUUGUAUCUAAAUAAAAACAAAACACAGCGUAAAAGUGACUUGUAAACAUCCAAUAAUCUAUCAAAAAUGUCCAAUAACAAUGAAGGAUCAAUCACAAACCCUGGAUCUCAAAUCCAGCAUCCAGAACAACAGACAUCACAUAACCCACAAUUGGAUUCACCAAUCCGAGGACCAACAUUAUCAACUAGUACUAGUAGUUUUGAAGCUCUUGACCCCCAUGACCCCAACUUAAGUAAACUGGCAACGAAAAUGUUUCGUAAAACGGAAGAAUAUAUAACUAACGAACUGCAGGCACCCAUUGAAGACUAUCAGCUAUUGGAGAAUAUGAAUCGAGCAACAAUUGGAAAAUAUUCAGAUAUGAGGCAAAUAGCACAAAAUUUGGCAGUUUCUACAGCGGAUUUGAGUGUAAAGUUUCAGGCAUUGGUACCAUUAAUGCAACAGAUUGAUGAGAUUUCCGACACUGUAGACAAAUUAGAGGCCGCUGCAUAUAAACUGGAUGCCUACUCAAUAGCUCUAGAAAAUCGCGUUAAAUCAGUUUUACAAAGAAAAACACACAUGUAAUUGUAGAAAACCAAAGUAUUUUAUUGUUCAUCGUAAUGCUUUUGAUUAUCCAAGUAGUAAUUUAAAUAUGAUUGCUAUAAUGUUGAGAAAUAUCAAAGGAACUGAAAAACAAAAAGCCAUGUUAAUAACCCUUACCAUUAGAAAAUAAAGACGGUUUAUACAUACUCUUUGCCACAGUGCGGAUCGAUCUCACCAAA
Musca domestica (house fly) is the source of this 765-nucleotide messenger RNA. Its product is annotated as biogenesis of lysosome-related organelles complex 1 subunit 2. Gene Ontology annotation, molecular function: gamma-tubulin binding. Bases 74 to 568 code for a protein of 164 amino acids. The transcript has 2 exons. NCBI's taxonomy places the organism in Eukaryota, Metazoa, Arthropoda, Insecta, Diptera, Muscidae. Gene Ontology annotation, biological process: lysosome localization; endosomal transport. The record is from RefSeq and is a predicted model, not a curated record. Gene Ontology annotation, cellular component: gamma-tubulin complex; BORC complex; BLOC-1 complex.